Molecule: messenger RNA, 1755 nt
Organism: Peniophora sp. CBMAI 1063
Lineage: Eukaryota; Fungi; Basidiomycota; Agaricomycetes; Russulales; Peniophoraceae
Source: the annotation of a GenBank genome assembly
AUGGAUCUCUCUGCACUCACGAGAAUACUUGCAGACAAGCCUAUACCAACGCUUUUUUCGGCACUGGCGAGCAGCGCUCCAGGCGCUAGCGAUGAAUCUUUACAGUCCAUCCUUGACGCGGAACUAUCACGUCGCACCCAACAGCUACGAGACCUGCAAGUCUUCAGGAAUAGGAUCGCCUCCCCUGCGACGAGGCUUCCGCCUGAAAUUCUCUCUGAGAUUUUCUUGAAUCUGGCAGGGGAAUCCGACUAUGGCUUGAGUUGGAGAAGGUACGCAUUUGUGAGCCGAACAUGGCUCGAUGCAGCAUUGAACACUCCUGCGCUCUGGAGCUUUGUGGAUCUUACCCGAAUCCGGACUCUAUCGGUGCUAAGAAGAUUUCUCGACAGAGCUAAGGACUCCCCGUUAUCGGUGGACAUUACUGUGAGAUCGCAGACCAGAUGUUACUGGGCAGAUGGGGAGCCACUCUUCUGGCACGAUCGACAACUGCGCGCGCUCAAGAUCGAUAUUCAACCCAACUUGGUCGUAUCGUUUCUUGAUCGCAUCGUCUUCGAGAACCACCCUCGCCUGGAGAGCAUGAGGAUCAUAGCCAUCCCCCGAGAGGUCUAUGGAGGAGACAGACCCCCUGUACCAGAGGACUACAUUGUAGUGCGACUACCAUUCGAAUUCUUCUUGGAGAGGACCCCGCUGCUUAGGCGUCUGUUUCUUGUGAACAUUUCGUUCGAUUGGUCCACCUUGCGGAACUUGACUCAUCUGAAAGUUCUCUGGAGUCGCGAAUGGUCUGAGCAAUACACGGUUGACUGGACCUUGCGUGACAUCGCGGAAGCCCUCAUUCGCUGCCCCCAGCUCACGCGGGUGGUGAUGCGGCCGCUCCCUGUUGCAGAACUGGACGUCCCACUUUCCCCGGUGAAUCUCCCUUGCUUGUCGGACCUGGAGUUUAUCGGAUUUGCCGAAUCGUGCGGUCAGCUGCUCACGGCCUUGAAAAUGCCAAGCUCGACAACCCUUAACAUCGACGCAACUCGCAGUGGCGAUAACUUCAACAUCAGUGCAUUAGAACCACUGAUCGCCGGUCUACAACGCCACUACACUGGAAGCACCUCUCUCUUACGGACGAUGAUUUGCUCGAUGGUCCACGUCGAGAAUCGGGGCGAGUCGCUAUGCUUCCACUUCUAUGAAGAGGCACGGCUACAUCCAAGGAAUAUGAGCUACGAAGAGCGCUCAAAGUCGUACCUUCUUACGCUGUAUACGUACCCUCGGACGCGCGAGGCUAUGUGCGGCCUCAUCAGCCUCCUCCUCUCCGUCAUGCCUUUCCACAACAUCCUGUACCUCGAUUGGCGUGGUACGUCCAGCGUCCAUUCUGAGGCGAAGGCGACGAUCAUGGAAAAUCUACCUGCGUUGGAGGCAAUAGCUGUGUACUUGCGCGAAGAGGAUGUUGAUUGCCUGCUCGAGACCUUGGCCAUCUACUCUCAGCGAGGCAACGGAUGGGACGAGGGGUGUAUCUACAUCGACGCUGGAUGCCUCCAGUGGAAUACCCCGGAAGAACUGCAGGCUGCCCAUAUCCUGCUGGACCGCGUCGUAGCACAUGCGGCGGAAGCCAAUCUAUCGGAACAUCCGCUCAAAGCAAUCGUGCUUUUUGCCGCUCCAAAGACCUUCGUAGACGAUAUCGACGCCCAGGACGUCGCGCGCAGUCUGAGCUUGGGCUUUAAAUGCAACGAGGUUCUUUACACUUAUACAGGAGAAGGGGAAGGAGAGCGAUGA